CGGGGCCAAGGCCCGGCCUUAAAGGGGUCGCGCCCCGCGCGGGGCUGAGCGGGAGCGGCGGCAGCGGAGGGGAGCCAUGGCAGAGAAGAUCCUGGUGACGGGCGGCGCCGGCUACAUCGGCAGCCACUGCGUGCUGGAGCUGCUGCAGGCGGGGUACGUCCCCGUGGUCAUCGACAACUUCCACAACGCCAUCCGAGGAUCAGAGGAGCUCCCCGAGAGCCUCCGGCGCGUGCAGGACAUCGUGCACCAGCCCGUGCUCUUCCAGGAGCUCGAUAUCACGGACGAGGCCGCGCUGCAGGAGCUCUUCAGGAAGCACCGUUUCUCGGCCGUGAUGCACUUUGCGGGGCUGAAGGCUGUGGGGGAGUCUGUGCAGAAGCCUCUGGAAUAUUACAGAGUGAACCUCACCGGGACCAUCCGGCUGCUGGAGACCAUGAAGGCCCACGGCGUGAGGAACAUCGUGUUCAGCAGCUCCGCCACCGUCUACGGGGACCCCAAGUACCUCCCCCUGGAUGAGAAGCACCCGGUCGGGGGCUGCACCAACCCCUACGGCAAAUCUAAGUUCUUCAUCGAGGAGAUGAUCCGGGAUCUCUGCAAAGCAGAGAAGGACUGGAACGCCGUCCUCCUGCGCUACUUCAACCCCAUCGGCGCCCACGAGUCGGGGAUGAUCGGAGAAGAUCCUCAGGGGAUCCCCAAUAACCUCAUGCCCUACGUGGCACAGGUGGCCGUGGGACGCCGGGAAUUCCUGAGCGUCUUUGGGAACGACUACAAGACGGACGAUGGAACGGGAGUCAGGGAUUACAUCCACGUCGUGGAUCUGGCCAAGGGCCACAUCGCUGCUCUGAAGAAGCUCAAGGAGAACUGUGGCUGCAAGGUCUACAACCUGGGCACAGGCACCGGCUACUCCGUGCUGCAGAUGGUCCGGGCCAUGGAGAAAGCCUCGGGGAGGGAGAUCAAGUACCGGAUCACAGCCCGGCGGGAGGGAGACGUGGCCUCCUGCUACGCUGACCCCGCGCUGGCCGAGCGGGAGCUGGGCUGGAAAGCUGCCUUUGGUCUGGACAAGAUGUGUGAGGACCUGUGGCGGUGGCAGCUGCAGAACCCCACGGGCUUCAGCAAGAACUGAGCCGUGGCCGAGGGCUGGCCGGGCCCGGGGGCUGCUCUGAGCCAGCCCUGCCACCUUCCCAGAGAGCUGUCACCAUCCUGGGAGAGCAGUUCCAGCUCCCCCUCCUGCCUCUGGCACAGGGCAGGAAGGCUGGAGCAUCCUUGGCCUCUCCUCUCCUCAUCCUCAUCUCCCCAGGUCCUUGCAUCUCACAGAGCAGAACCACAAUGGAGAACAGAGCCAGGGCCUGGUUUGGCACCCCGGGCAUGGAACCCGCCGUGGGAAUACCCAGGGGCUGGUGCCAGCCCUGGCUGGGAGCAGGUGCUGCUGGGCCCUCCCUGUGCCCUGGGCAGUGGCUGCAUCCAGCACUGGGACCUCUGAGUCCUGCUGAGCCCAAACUGCAGCAGAACCCCCGUUCCCUCCUGCCCCACCUGGCACAGAGAGGGCACCAGGAACCUCUCACAGGGACCACUCACAUUCCAAGGCCACCGUGGCUCAUUUCCCCAGCCCUGGGCUCCGAGGCCAAGGGCUUCCUCCACCCCCCCUUUUCCCUGACCCUCAACGUGGUUUUGAAGACCAAAUCUCAUCUCCCACCUCUCCUGCUGAGCCAGAGAAGCCCCUGCCCAGGGCUGUGCCAGCCUGGCCUGGCUGCCCACAGCCCCCUUUCGGUGCCUGGUUUGGCCUCCUGUGGCAGCCACUUCCCAAACCCCGUUGCCAAAGGCUGCCCAGGAGCCGGCUCUGCCCCCCUGUCCCACACUGCUCCUAUUUAUUCCUGGCAGCUCCCAGGGCUCCGCAGGGCAGGGAUGACGCAGGCGGCCCCGUGUGCUGUCAGCUGGAUGAAUAACUUAUGCUCCUAAAUUAUGAAUUGAGCUUUUGAUUUGUUUUUAAAUAAACUUUCCUACUUUCUAA
Corvus hawaiiensis (hawaiian crow) is the source of this 2005-nucleotide messenger RNA. RefSeq names its product UDP-galactose-4-epimerase (gene GALE). Bases 77 to 1120 code for a protein of 347 amino acids. The record is from RefSeq and is a predicted model, not a curated record. Gene Ontology annotation, cellular component: cytosol. The transcript is spliced from 11 exons. Gene Ontology annotation, biological process: beta-D-galactose catabolic process via UDP-galactose, Leloir pathway. Gene Ontology annotation, molecular function: UDP-glucose 4-epimerase activity. NCBI's taxonomy places the organism in Eukaryota, Metazoa, Chordata, Aves, Passeriformes, Corvidae.